AUGGCGGAUACUCAAAACAAAGAAGACCUCGACAACCAAGCAGAAGUCAUUUCCCGGCAUCUGCAUCCCCGAUUUACCGGAGCGCCUGACGCCAUCAUCGAACAGGAUGAUGAUGGGCGUGGUGGAAAAAGUUCAGGCCACGAUGAGAACCAACAGUCCUCUCUCAAAUUGCAAGGCGGCGAUAUACAUCGCGACAUCUAUCGUAUCGAAGCCCGCUCGAAACGGGCCGGAUUGAAUCAGCGCGCGGCAACUUUCUCGUACUCUCCCAGACUGGAAGCGGACUCUGACCCCGAUACCACGAUACGCAAUGAGCCAGGAGCCUUUCGCCGGCAAUAUGUGUGGCGCUCGAAGCGUGGCUUCAACCACAUAUCUACACCCAAGAGUUUCGUGGACUUUCUACAACUAUACGGCAAAUUCGCCGGUGAAGACUUAGCUGAGUCGGAAGAUGAGACAGAUGCUGAAAGUGCUGGGGCACCGUUUGAUGACGCAGAGGCGGAAAGGAGACCAUUGCUUGCCCGUCGUGAGACCUCUCGAGGGGACGCGUCAGACGUGAAAACUUUCUUUACACUCCUCAAGGCCUUCAUAGGAACAGGCAUCAUAUUUCUUCCCAAGGCGUUCAGCAAUGGUGGUAUACUCUUCUCAUCUAUUGCGCUCAUAACGGUCUCAAUCAUGACAACCGCCUCUUUCCAUUUGCUGCUACAAUGUCAGAGACGGUAUGGCGGCGGCUAUGGCGAUCUUGGAGAAUCUAUUUCCAGCACGCAUCUUCGUUCCCUUAUUCGCAUUUCCAUUACUGCGUCGCAGCUUGGAUUUGUGUGUGCCGGCAUUGCUUUUACUGCGGACAACCUGCUUUCGUUUGUGGAGGGCAUAGCGACCGACUUUAUCCGCACACCGUCGUCGAUUUCUUUUAUCGUUGCCCUCCAGUUGGUGGUCCUCGUGCCUCUCGCCUUCAUUCGCAAGAUCUCCCGUCUCGGAAUGGUAGCAUUACUUGCAGAUGUCUUCAUCUUCAUCGCCAUUGGGUACAUAUAUUACUGCGAUCUUUCGAAAAUCUCUCACCAUGGCUUAGAGCCCACGGUCAGGCUGUUUAACACCGACAAAUUUAUCCUCAUGAUCGGGUCGUCUGUAUUCUUGUUCGAGGGUAUAGGACUGGUUCUUCCUAUCCAAUCUUCGAUGUCACACCCAGACCAUUUCGGUCGCAUCCUCAACACUGUCAUGGCUCUUAUCACUUUCCUUUUCGCUUCCGUCGGAGCUCUCUCAUACGGGGCGUUCGGCAGCCAGACGAAGAUUAAUAUAAUCAGCAAUUUUCCGCAAUCGGAUCUGUUCGUCAAUUUUGUUCGGUUAUCCUUCUCGCUAGCCGUUCUUGCGGGCACCCCAGUGCAGCUUUUUCCUGCCGUGCGGAUUCUGGAAGGAAGGCUAUUCGGCCGCAAAUCUGGUCAGCGAUUCCCCCUUAUAAAGUGGAAGAAGAAUAUGCUCAGAACCGGCAUCGUCGUCCUUUGUGGCUUGAUUGCAGCACUAGGCACCACCGCAUUGGAUAAAUUCGUUGCCUUGGUGGGAUCCGUUUUAUGUGUUCCUUUGAUAUUUGUCUAUCCGGCGUAUUUACAUUGGAAAGGCAUCGCCAAUACUAGGUGGGCAAAAGGAGGAGAUAUAGUGAUCAUUUUCAUGGGGGUCAUCUGCAUGAUUUAUACCACUAUCGUGACUGUGUCUUCCUCAUGA
This is a messenger RNA of Penicillium samsonianum, 1710 nucleotides long. RefSeq names its product putative amino acid transporter. The coding region runs from base 1 to 1710 and encodes 569 amino acids. Lineage: Eukaryota; Fungi; Ascomycota; Eurotiomycetes; Eurotiales; Aspergillaceae. Gene Ontology annotation, molecular function: amino acid transmembrane transporter activity. The record is from RefSeq and is a predicted model, not a curated record. Gene Ontology annotation, biological process: amino acid transmembrane transport. The transcript has a single exon.